AUGAGUUCACAUGCAGAGCGAACACUAGAUCCCAGCCUUUUCCAGCUCUCGGAUCAAGAGAAAGAAUGGGCCUUGGAAAUCAAGCAGGCCAUAGAAGACUUGCCUGACUUGGAUGUUCUCUCGGAUUUCAUGUGUGUCAAUUUGGCCAUUGCUGGCAAGGGAAGCGUUGAUUGGGCCCUGGAUCGAGCCUACAAAAUGCAGGAAACCCGGAAGGAGUACAACAUCGCCUUGACGUAUGAAGAGGGCAAACGCGCUCUCCAAAAAUUGGCCGAGAAUAUUCCAUGCGGGCUAUUAUCCUAUGAUUUUGACCUGCACACUGGUAAGUGUACCUUGGUGCUUCAUUUUGCCGAGUCCAUCAAAGCCAGCAUGAGGGAUCCCCGAAAGGCUGACGAAAUCUGUCGUGGUGUGCACUAUUUGUGUUACUCCACAUUUCCCAGUUUGGAAAGUGUGAGAGUGGGCAAUCUGCACAUUUUUGAGUGCGAGGGAUGGGAUAUGCGAAUGGCACGAGUAGAAAACAUUGCCAAGAUUACCAACUCUGGUCAUGAUUGUUUCCCCUCAAAUGUGAUCACCCACUUCUAUCACACUUCCAGCAUGACAAACGUUGUGCUUGCAAUGGUCAAGAAACUGGUCUCUAAGGAUGUUGCUUGCAAGUGGAAAUUUGGAUUGAAGUUUUACGCGGCGGGGGCCACAACACUAUGCUCCUUGUAUGUUUGA
Molecule: messenger RNA, 714 nt
Organism: Seminavis robusta
Lineage: Eukaryota; Bacillariophyta; Bacillariophyceae; Naviculales; Naviculaceae
Source: the annotation of a GenBank genome assembly